Molecule: messenger RNA, 5893 nt
Organism: Spirometra erinaceieuropaei
Lineage: Eukaryota; Metazoa; Platyhelminthes; Cestoda; Diphyllobothriidea; Diphyllobothriidae
Source: the annotation of a GenBank genome assembly
AUGUUGGAGUUGCCAUCUACGUGGGGUGUUACACCCUACCGUUACCACGGAGUCUACCCCUCUGUCAGUUCAAGCACGGGUUCAGACUCUUUUGGUCGUUAUCGUGAGUGAUCGAAGUUGACCCUUCUGGCCGGAUUCAUUUGUGGUGUGGUUGGCAAACGUAAGAGACCUGGGUCGAUAAUUUGAGGAAAGGGAGAUGCUCACCGGAUCGAGGGAAUUGUUUGGUUGACGUCUCGAAGGCCUUGGGUGGCUGUCUAUUCAAAGUUUUGAUCGAUUUUGGUACUAAACGCCUUGAUAAUGGACAGCCGCUCAAGCUCUUCGAAACGUCAUCCAAACAAUUCCGUCAAUCCGGUGAGCACUUCCCUUUACUCAGAAAUGUAGGUACCUGGUCUGACUGACAAAGACAAUUGAGACUGGAAAAGCCAACAUAUCGGGAGUGCAAGGGGGGUUGCAGUGGCCUCCGCCCUUAACUGGGUUUCUAACCUGUUCGGCCGUACUGGCCUCCUUCAUACACACAGAUCUUUAGAUUCGAAGUCCCUUUAAAAGGCUCCGGAGGGAUAAAUGUCCCCACGUGGAUCCCUCAAUGCCCGUUGAAGAGGACGGCUAAUACCGGAGCGCACCAAACACCUGUAUUUUCCGUCUGUGUACAUCACACUUUUAAUAAUUAUAUGAUCAAUGCUUAUUAAAAGACAUUUCGUGAUCAAAACCCGUGUGGCAACCUCCACGGCGUAUUCUGCCACAUUUCCAAACGGAGGUGAUGAAUGCGAUGAUUCAGACAAUGCUUGAGUCAGGUGUGCUAUGCCCUUCCCACUCACCCUGGGCAUCAGAAAACUUUUCGUCGGGUAUUUGGGUGUAUUUCUGUGCAAUGGCUGCUCUUAAUUCGGCGAUUGUUUCCGGUUUUGUGGCGUCGACUUUGCCUUUCAUGUAGCCUCAUUAAAAAGUGUAUAGUGUGAGGUCUAGUGAAGGAGGAGCGUAUUCUAUGAAACCCCUUAGUCCAAUGCACCGACUUGACAAGAGCUCACCAAGGCAGGGUCUUACAUCACAGUGGUUGUGUGGAGGUGUCCCAUCUUGCUGAAAGUAUAACUCCUCGCGUUCAGACUUUAGUCUGACUGCCAUUAUUGACCCCAACUGCUUAAAGCUGAAUUAAGAAUAAGCAUCAAUUCAGCAAUAAAUAAUUAGUCUAUACAUAUAUACUCCAUUCCUUCAUAAUAAUCAAGCCUCUUUGUAAGCCGUUUUCGCCAGGGAGUUUUCUUUUUGCUAAUCUCUAUGCAUCGCCGAGGGCUCAGAGAGGACUAUACUAAACAAAUAUCGUUCUUAUUUUCGCGGUAGUCCCUCUUACUAGGGCGUUUUGCUCUUCUUUAUAUCCUGCUAACUUCAACUUGAUACGAAGCUUUCAUGGCCCCUCGGCAUGGUUACCGGGGUAGCAGAAGGCCAUCACUGCAUGAUAGUCAUAAAUCCAAAUUUAUGUUUGAGCCUUAACUCAUAAAGCCAUCUCACUUCUCACGCCUUUUGGGCAGUACAAGUUGCUUGAAUUGAACUCCGCUUAGAAUUGACAGCUCAGAUGGCAAGUAUGUCUACGGAUGCCAUAAUUGGCCGCCUCCGCUAUGGAGGACAAUAAGUGUUGAAGUAAUUUCCUUCGGUGCAAACCACUCCCCGAAAUGUACUCUGUUUGCACAUGUCUUGAAUGAAUGUAUCCAUCAUUCGGUUUUAGAUGUUUUAUCGAUAAUGAACACACGCUUAUUCAACCGAAGGACAAGGCUAUUCCCCUAUCCCCACAUCGUCUCUGUUGUUUUAUUGAGAAGUCGUUUGUCGAUACCAGUAGUUUUCCCCUCGUCUCCUAUUACUUACUUUAACUCUACAUUUAGACUGGACCCUCCGAAUGAGUUCCGAUGUGUCUGGAAAUGAUAGAAAGGGGUGCUAGUGUUAGAUACCUUGAAUCGCAUUGAAGUGACAUCUUUUUCUCAUUAGAAUGCACGAUGGUACAUGCUCCUUUUCGUGGGAGUUGGCUUUUUUUGACCAGAACUGGCAAUUCCACUAUCCCUAGACGGUAUUAACUCAACAGAGCUUUGUUUCUUUCCAUCAGCUACUCCGUAUUCGACUACGAUUACGCAAUAUCUCGUUACUUUUCCAACAAGUCGACGCCAAUCGUCCUGUUUAUGUAGUGCCGACAGAGGUACGCCGAGAAGAACUGCGGAGAGGAAGGCAGUAGCUGUUUCAGGCAUAUGCACCUCCGAUCAACGCGUGCGACCUAAGGCUCUGAGAUGCCAACCGGAGCGAUGUGACCCCCCUCCUCCCACCCCUACGGUGCAGAUAUAUGUGUAUUAUUCUCAGUCACAUAUGCACUUUUCGAAUUCGCCAGUGCGCCCGUAUUGUUGCUGAGGGUGGGGAAUUCAAAGCGUUAGCGCUCGAGAUGGGUUGUUUUUAGCGACUGUGAAUUGUUGUGCGUAGUUGACUUCUUUUCUCCUCGAGGACCUGCUUAAACCAGUCAGGGUGGAACCCGGGGGGGGGGGUGUGGAGAGGCUGUAUGAUUGACCGGUGAGUUAAAAGCGCUCGGUUUUUAUUUACUCUGUGAACGGUUUUCCCCGAGGCAACGCCAUAACGCGGGCUGGGGAGUGGAAACUGCACAAAUCCUGUAAGCGUUCCUAUUUUUUUUUAAUGAGCUCUGGCGUACAUCAUUUCCAGAGGACUGUGUGUAGUUUCUGCCUCCACCAGCUCAGCUUGAUCCGUAGCUAAAUGUUUUGACUAUUAGACUGCCUGUAGCCUCAAAAGGCUUGAUCUGAAUUCCAUUUCGGGGCUCGGUGAUCUGAGGUUUAAGUAUGACCAGCCCAGGAUUUCACGUAACCCAGAGACAAUCAUCCAGUUUCUCUGUCUACCUACUACACCUCUGGGUUUGUUGUCACUCGAGCGACUUUUACCGCGUCAAGCACCUCGGGCAUGACUCAGCCUGUGAACGUUCCCAGUUUAAACCGACAUUGGUAUUUAUCCCUACUAUUUCAACGAUUUUGAGUUGUUGACGCGUAGUUUUCUCCUGAAUCGCCAGCUCCGAUUGUUCCGCAAAUCAGCUUACACUCAUCCCAGACCUGAUGCUAUCAUUAUUAUCGAAAACAGCCGGAUCACAUCUGCGAGCGCCACUUUUUACAAGAUGUGAAUGCAUCCGAUGGCAGUCAACACAGCCUGACGCCUACCUAUGUAAGCCAAUUGUCAGAUCUCGUUUCACCCCAGAGCAACUGAUUCGAGUUCAUACCUCUGGUCUUCCUGACCUGCAAUUGGUGCAUGGCCGACUGACGAGCUCGCGUAAGUCAGAAACUGCCUCGUCGCUGCAUUUCGCUCGACCCUUGGCCAUUCUUCAUCAGUCCACAGCUUUCAAGAGCCGUGGUCAGGACCCCAUUGAAGAACGGAGUGAGUACGUCGCCGUCGCCAAAUAUGCCAGAUGGUUAUUGGCAACUUUCGACACGAUGCCAGUAUGCUGUCUGCCACCGAAUUCGAGUCUACACGGAUGUUAACUAUACAGUCAACUAUUCAGUAACCCUGUUUCCAUCGCGACAGUUCCCUUCAGAAAUGACUCCUCUCCCUCAGCUCACAAUAUGUUCUGUUCGGGCGCGAAGUGCCCUUGCCUUAGGAUCUAAGACCUCACCUGUGUCUUCCGCGCCUAGAAUUUGGUCUAGCAUGGUUCUUAUCGGUCCUUUAGAGCUGCUGAUCAACGAACGUCGGCGUUCCCUGAACCGAGCAGCCAAGGCGAUGCGAUCGGAUUCGUCUUCAACGACAUGCUCCAAAGUGACCGGGGCUUCUUCUGCAGUGACAACUUCUGCGUCUUCUGGUGGUUUCUCUGUUGUUCUGCCACCGCACUUACGGCCCUCAAUUCUUCGUGCUCUCUACACGGUGGGACUCAUCUGCAAGCACUUUUCCCUUGAGGACCUUGCAACAACCGCUUUUAAUCUUACCAACGACCCCUCCGCUCCCAUCCGCUCCUCUGUGAAUUUGGGUGUCCUGACACAACAGGUGAGUCUCACUGUUGUAAUUCUCACCUAUAGUGUCUUUAUUGUUCAUUGUUUACGCAUGUGUGUCCUGAGUGUGUACAGUGAGUGACCGAUCUCAUGAAAUGUUGGCUGAAAUGCUGAAAUGCGUUUUCGAUUAGGAAGGAUUACUUGGUCGCGGUUAUAAUACUGAUUAUAUUCAGGCAUACUCUUAUAACAUUUCGGACUCGGCAGGAUGUCGGCUUUUAAAUUCACUUCUUUUCAAUCUCCUAUAAACAUCGUGAUUGGUAAAAAAAAUGACUACUUAAGUAGCAUGCAUUUUCCCAUUGAUUUUCGAUGGUCUUGGAAAUUCAAAUAUAUUUUAUAGAAACCAUAAACAAAAAUUGCUUUCUUUUAGUCACUCAAUAGAGAAUCACGUCUUCUUUAUAUUUUAUAGUUAAGGAAGGAGUAUAAUUAGGUUUUAAAAAAGUUUCUAAUCAUGACACUUUUUAAGACCGCAAAAUGUCCGCUUACAUAGCAUCGUACCUGACCGUUUACCACUGCUCCUCAUGAAAUGUACAACAUAGUCCGCAUCCAUUGCAAAAUUUUAUGGAUUCUGCAUGAUAUCUCUUUAAUGGCAUAAAAAUAUGUGAUUUUCUUUACGCGGAACGCAUGCACCUUGUAGAGUGAAAUCAGUAAGCGCUAAUGCAACGAAUGAUCAGAUUCCAAGUUAUUCGGUAAUUAGAAAACUUUUAAAAAACCUAUUUAUACUCCUUUCUUAAGUAUAAAAUAUAAAGAAGACGUGAUUCUCUAUUGAUUGACUAAAAGAAAGCAAUUUUUGUUUAUGGUUUCUAUAAAAUAUAUUUGAAUUUGCGAGACAAUCGAAAAUCGAUGGGAAAAAUGCAUGCUACUUAAGUAGUCAUUUUUUACCAAUCACGAUGUUUAUAGGAGAUUAAAAAGAGGUGCAUUUAAAAACCGACAUCCUGCCGAGUCCGAAAUGUUAUAAGAGUAUGCCUUAAGAUAAUCAGUAUCACAACCACGCCAAAGUAAUCCUUCCUAAUCGAAAACGCAUUUCAGCAUUUCAGUCAACAUUUCAUGAGAUCGGUCACUCACUGUAAGUGUGGCACGUUAGACGGAGGCUUUCCGUCACAUCCAGUCAGCUCGGCGCGAAUUCCAGUGGUCCGCGGUUCGAUCUUUAUGUCGCAGCAAGCGUUUUCUGGUUGUGUGACUCCCCUGUUGUCCUUCUGAGUAGAACUUCCUGUCAGGUUGGGUCAAGCACCUGGUGCGCCUGGGAAUUCUAUUUAUAUAUAAUUGUCGAACAGAAAAUUCUGUCCAGCUCGAGCAGUUAAUCUGAGAUCUCCAGGUUGCCAUUUUUCAGUGCUCGUAACUUACAAAAAUUAGGGAAACUUUGAUUCCAUUGCCUGUCAGUUUUACAUGCUUUUUACCAGCAAGGCCGACCAACCGACAGGCGAACCCUUCAGAUAUUGGCAACUAAGUUCAAAUGACGGUUUCAACUCUGGUCCAUAGGUUAUCGCGUUUUCGUCCCUUCCCCCCACUGUUGUCUGUGUGCUGCUGUAAAUCUCCAUUUCUCCAGACGAAGCGCCUGUUGUUACCAGGUCAAGUCACCAGCGAUUGCUUCUACUUCUUAUCAGACAGCAAUCUCUGAAAGAUGGGUUCGAGCGACAAUCCGAAACCUCGGGCGAAUCAAGCUCUUGUUCCAGCGAUCCUGUCUCCCUCUUAUCGACUAGAUUGCUUCUGGUCAUUUUCACUACUACUACUACUACUACUACUACUACUACUACUACUACUACUACUACUACUACUACUACUACUACUACUACUACUACUACUACUACUACUACUACUACUACUACUACUACUACUGCUGCUACUACUACUACUACUACUACUACUACUACUACUACUACCACUACUACUAA